Molecule: messenger RNA, 1227 nt
Organism: Serinus canaria (Common canary)
Lineage: Eukaryota; Metazoa; Chordata; Aves; Passeriformes; Fringillidae
Product: translation initiation factor IF-2-like
Exons: 1
Coding region: 1-1227 (408 amino acids)
Source: RefSeq, a predicted model, not a curated record
AUGCGCCGGGAUCCGCCGCAGCAGCUCGCACCGCACCGCACCGCACCGCCGCGCGGGGGCGCGCUCCGCCACCCCUCCGCCAUUGGCUGCCUCCACCGCCCCGCGCCGCGUGCCGGCCAAUGGGCUGCGGCCCCGCCCCGAGAGGCGGGGCGCGGGCGGAGCGCCGAGCGGCGGCGCUGCCCGCACGGCGCCCGGCGGGGCGGUGGGAGGGCGCGGCCGGUGCUGUGCGGCCCGGGCCGUGCGCCAGCAGCGGCUGGGCGGAGGGGGCUGCAGGGAGCCCUAGUCCCCCUCGCCUCCGUGUUUCUUUCUGCCGUACCGGAGGACAGAAUCUUCCCAUUAAGGAAGAAUGUCCCCGCCGGACCGGGCGAUGGGAGCGCCCGGGCUGAGGGCGAGCGCCGACACACGGCGGCACCGGCUGCGGGACGCCCGACGGCCGCCAGCCUGCAGCCCAGCCGCCUCCCCGCUCCCGCGCAGCCCUGCCGGGGAACCGCAAACCCAACCCGCCCCGCACCCGACCUCGCUCCGGCAGCGGAGGCGUGCGCCGCUCCUUACCUGCGGCUGGGCGAGGCGCCCUCGGCAGGCGCUGCCCACCGCUCCCGAUGCUCCGGGCGGCUGCGGGCGGCCGGCGGCGCGGGGCCGGCGGUCACCUGGACCCCGGCCUCCCCUCCGGCACCGGCUCGCCGAGCCUCAUCGCUGCCUGCGGUGGCCCUCCUCGACGCCGACUUAGGACUCCUCAUCACCCGUCAUCCUUCGGGAUCCGCCGCCGCGGCUGGCUCCCCCCGAACAAGCAUAAGCGAUGCGCGGCAGCCGGGCAAGCACCGCCGGGUACUGGUUUGGAUUGACUGCUAUUGUUUCCCAGCACUCCCCUUCUCCGGGUGCCCCACGACCCCGCCGAAAGUCGGUGCGCCGCAAGCCCUCAGCCCCGGCGGGAGCCCAGCGCGUCGCUCCGGGAGCUCCGUGGGCCAGCGGGCGGGCGGGCGAUGCGGGCGGCUCCGCGCCGCCGGACGGGCUGCCUGGGCGCGCCGCUCUUCCCGCGGCGGCAGCGUCUCGCCGCCCGCCGCCGCAUGGGGACCAGGGAUGCGGGUGCCGGGGCGCCGCGCUCCGUCCGCCUCCCCGCGCCGGGCGCUGUGCAGGGGGAGGGCGCAGCGCAGCGGCUCCUCUUGCUGGGUGGGCGGCACCUCUGGGGAGGGGGCGGCUGCGGGCGGGCCAGGGGCGGGGGGUGGCUGA